AUGAGAAAUCGUAAAAUAGAUCCCCCUGAGUAAGAUUCUGUCAGUUCAGGUUAUUCGACACCAGAUGAGAAAAGUGUUUCAAAGCAAGCUAAAAUAAAGCAUUUAAGAAAGCAUGCAUUUGUCAAUCGGAUUUCAUUUUUAGAUGAUAUGGAUAAGGAUUCAGAAUUAAAUAAGAAUAAAUUAGUUGGCUUUUACAAUAUGUUAUAUGUUGUAGCUUUCUAUUACUUUAUAAUAAAUCCAAUUAUGUCAUAUUGGAAGACAGGUUAAUGGAUUGAAACUUCUCUGUAUAAUUAAAUGCGUAGAGAUCUAUUUAUGUGUAUAGUAACAUGGCCAUUAGUAUUAAUUUAUUUUAAUGAAUAGUUCUAUGCUUGGAGUCAUAUAGCCUUAUUGAUUUAAUAUUUAGCAAUGAUGAAUAUGCCAAAAAUGUUAAUCUUUUUAAUUUAACAUGUUAGUUAAAUUUGUAUGUUUGUCUAUGCACAUUAUUUGGUAUUAACUAGAGAUUGGUAUUUACCAUAAGGUGCUUUUGUAACCUUUUAAUCGUGUGUAUUCUUUUUCAAAAUGCAUUCUUAUACUAUGACAAAUUAUAAAAUGAGAAGAGAGUGGGUUGAUUAAGGUUGUCCUAAAAGUACUGAUCCUUUCAAUUAUCCAAAUAACAUCAAUUUUAUGAAUUUUACUAAAUUUAUAAUGACUCCAGUUUUAGUUUAUGAACCUUCGUAUCCUUAAUCAGGUAAAAUUAGAUGGUGGUAUGUUAUUGUUAAAUUUAUUAAUGCAAUAUCAAUGUUAAUUAUGGGAUAUAUGAUUGUUUCUAAUCACAUUUAUCCAAUAAUUCUUAAUGUAAAUGCAUUAUCUUUAGUUGAUUCCAUAUUUUAAAUGACUCUACCUCUUAUAUUUAUAUGUUUAACCUUAUUUAAUAUGAUUUUUGAGAAUUAUUGUAAUUUUUGGGCUGAAUUAACACAUUUUGGAGAUCGUUAAUUUUAUACAGAUUGGUGGAAUUCAACAGAUUAUGAAGAGUUUAAUAGAAAUUGGAAUAGACCAGUUUAUGAAUUUCUAUAUCGUCAUGUAUAUUUAGAACUUAUUUUUGAAUUUGGAUUUGGAGUAAGGAAAGCAUAGUUAGCCACUUUUCUAUUUUCAGCUAUACUACAUGAAUAUACUUUAGCAGUAAGUUUAAAAUAAAUAACUCCAAUAAUGGUAAUGUUUAUGAUGAUUCAAAUACCUGUGAUGUUAUGUACAAAGAGAAUAAAAGGAACAAAAUUUGGAAAUUUAUUUUUCUGGUGGGGUAUUAUUUAAGGAUUACCAUUAAUUUUAAAUUUAUAUCUUAGAUUCAAUGAAUUACCGAAAUUAUUGUUUGAAUGA
Paramecium sonneborni is the source of this 1353-nucleotide messenger RNA. NCBI's taxonomy places the organism in Eukaryota, Ciliophora, Oligohymenophorea, Peniculida, Parameciidae. The record is from the annotation of a GenBank genome assembly.